AUACCAUGCAAGUCAGCAAGAUUUCUUCCUUCGGUUUCCUUUCCUCCAAAGUUCGUUUAAUUAAAUUCCGAGUUGCUCAUACACACACUCACGCAGUAAUCAACUCCCGGAAUUCUUCAAACAGAUUGAAACUUGGAUUUUGUUUGCAUUGAUUCAUUGAAAAGCUCCUGAAGACUUAGAUAAAUCUCUGGAUUUCCAACUAGCCUUACAACAACGUGUUUGAGAUGAAUUGUUAUAGAAUUAAUCCUUCAUUUGAGUGAGUAAUUUGUCACUUUGCGAUGGGGGAUGAGAACCCAAACCCCAUGAAUCUCGGAUCUCAUUCCAGCAUUACUCGAGGUUUAAGUGAAAUUCAUUACCCGGGGACAGAUAACUUGGAGGCCGGCUCCAUGGAUAGUCUCAGAGAAGAACUUGGGCAGGGGAGGCAACCUAGUGACCGUGUUGCAGCUGAUGAAUCGUCUGUGAAUGGGAUUGAGAUUAAACGUUUUGAUGGUAAUAGUCAGUUAUUCAAAAGUAAAGAGGCUUUGGUGAAGAAGGACGAUGAGGAAAAAGGUUCUGCUGAUGCUGCUUUGGGCUGUUUUGAUUGCAGAAUAUGUUUGGACUUAGCUAAAGACCCUGUUGUGACUUGUUGCGGCCACUUGUUUUGCUGGCAUUGUAUCUAUAGGUGGCUAAGCUUCCGGUCAGCUGCCUCCAAGGAGUGUCCAGUAUGUAAGGGAGAGGUGUUGAUAAGUAGCAUUACCCCAAUCCAUGGCCGUUUGGGGACUAAUGAUCAACAUCCUAAAACCUUUACAACUUCGAAGAUCCCUCCUAGGCCUGCGGCGCGUCGUGUAGAAAGCUGGAAAGAGGCAUUUCAAAGGAUGCUUUUUUCAGUUCCUACGGAAGAUUUAGUUCGGCGCCUUGGACGUAAAAUAGACUUGAAUGCAGUACAUCCACAACAUUUUGCUGAUGCUUCUUCACAAGGGUCGUCUGAGAAAACUAAUCUGGUGCUCAACUGGAUACUGACAUCGAAAGGAAGGCGUGGAGAACAGAAUUACACACUCUCACCAAGUGAUGCAGUUGAUUUCUCACCAAUCAGUCCCGCAUCAAAUUCAAAUACAGCUGGUACAUUCUCUGAUAUAUCAUUAAUAGGGUCAGAAUUUCAUGGCAAUCCACUGGAUAGAAAUCAGGAACAAGAACUGCAUUUCCUAGCUGUUGAUGAUGAUAGGGAUGAUGAAUUUUCAAGGAUUGCUGCAGAUAUCCACUCAGACCAGACGCUGGAAUCUGCCGCGGAAUUUGAUUCUGGAACCACCAGAAGAUCUGACAAUGCUUUAACUGUUCCAGAAGCGGACAACGAAAAUUCACGACCCUUUAGGCGGAGGAGGUUGAGUUGAGUUUAAGUUUGACUCCUGUUUAUGCUGGCAGCCUCUCAAAUUUUCAAUCUAUAUUCUCACUGUCCUAUCAGAUCCUGGUUGUGGCAGUCUGGCAGUGUUGUUAAAAGUUUGAAAGUAGCUCCUCUGUUCUGCCUUUUAGUGUUCGGAAAAACAAUUUGUUUUAAACAAAUAGAACAUGAAUCGAAAGGUAGAUAAUGUUCAUGAGCUUCAAUUUAGGACUUGGAUUUGGUGGAUUUGGCUUUGAUUGCCCUGUUACGAGAACGUAAGUUCUGCAUUGAAUGAAUUUGUUUAAAUUACAGAAAUAUUGAUGAGCAGCAGUUCGUUGGCUCAGUUAUAUGUCCUGCAUUUCAAUCAUUCAUUAUUAUAGAGGUGAUUUUCUGGUGAUGCUC
Oldenlandia corymbosa var. corymbosa is the source of this 1756-nucleotide messenger RNA. The record is from the annotation of a GenBank genome assembly. NCBI's taxonomy places the organism in Eukaryota, Viridiplantae, Streptophyta, Magnoliopsida, Gentianales, Rubiaceae.